Molecule: messenger RNA, 960 nt
Organism: Fusarium sp. VM40
Lineage: Eukaryota; Fungi; Ascomycota; Sordariomycetes; Hypocreales; Nectriaceae
Source: the annotation of a GenBank genome assembly
AUGAACAGCCCGAUCAACACACUGGCCGACUCGCAAACCCUAUCCUCACAGUUCGAUACAACCCGCUCAGUACUUGAGAACAAUGAACUGCUGGUGACCGAUCGUCUACGACUACGAGUCGACUGUCCAGUGGAGCACUUUGUUCAGAAGCUUAAGGAUCUGUCUUCUUUACUGCACCCCUUUCUUCAAGCUAAAAACUCCUGCCAACCCCUAGAGUUGAGUGAGGACAGUCAAUACGUCUAUUUUCGCUUGGAACCUGACGCCAAUGAGUCCAAGUUGUUGGUCAAGUUACCGUUGCAAAACCAAGUUAUGAGCCUGGUCAAUGUUUUUGAGGAGACUAAUGGUAACUAUCAUUGGUAUCUUCGCAAAACGUUUCAAGAGCGUAUACGUCAGACAUAUUCCGACCCCACAGGCCAGGCCGGCGAUAGAAACUGGUUCUGUCGUCUCUUGGUUGUUUUGGCGAUAGCACAAGCUCAGAAGCCUGAACCAAAAUCACCUUUAGCCCCGAUGACAGUGUUGUCUGGAUUAGAUCUUUUUGGACAGGCUAUCUCAUUAUUCGGCAUUUCAGAAGUGCCAACCCAGGACGAUAUAGAGGCUUUGAAUCUUAUGGCAUUUUACUACUACUAUAACAACCGCCUAAACAUGGCUUUCAUGUACAUCAAGCAGAGCAUUGCACUUGCGAAGCUCCUCUAUCUUGAGAAAGCUACAACAUACCUGGACAAUGAUAUCGAAAUCUAUAACAGAACGCAUCAUUACGCCGUGGAACAUCUGCGGAGGCUUUGGUGGACAGCCUUCUGCCUUGAAAAAAAGCUGAUUACAGCACUUGUCAUAUGCUCUGAACAGACGAACACGUCACAGGAUAUACCACUUCCAUCCUCGGAUAACAUACUGACGGAGGACAUGGCACAAUUCUUUGAUACCGAGGCAUUUCUGGAAAAUAUACAGACGAAAAAAGUGUGA